AUGUCUCGAGAAUGUGCUGUCGAGCUGGAACGACUUUAUACGUCGACGAUGCAAAUGGUUCAAAUCGCUUACUGCAGAUCCACAAGAAGAUGUCAAAUUUGUGAUAGGCGUCAUCACACUCUUCUUCACCAAGCCGAUAGAGAUUCGAGCAAGAACUUCAAUUUUACAUCUCAACAACAAGUAACCUCAUCUCUCAGAGAAACUGAAUUGAAGAAUGUCAAUUACACUCAUCAAAACUUGGAGGCCUCCACAGAGGUUUUCUUGGACACAGCUCAAGUUGAAGUAGUCAAGAGCCUCAAUGAAACUAUCCAAGUGGACGUAAGUGCCUAUAUUCUUCCAAAGGUGACCUCAAAGGUUCCAGCUGCUCAUACUCCUUGUAUUGGUUGGCCUCACCUCAAGAGCUUGUUGCUGGCUGACACCCACUUCAACGAGCCAGGACAAAUCGACAUCCUCCUCGGUGCAGAUGUUUACGGGCAACUGCUUCUUGAGGAUCCCGUCAAAAAAGGGCCGGCUAAUAGUUCAGUUGCUCAAUCUACCAAAUUGAGUUGGAUUCUCUCUGGUCCCUGCGAUACUUCACAAACCAUAAACCAAGUGUGCCCAUUACACUGCUCCAGUGAUCACGACUUAAACAAAGCGUUGGAAAGAUUCUGGCAACAAGAAGAAAUGGCAAUAACUUUUAAUAAAUCAUUUACACCAGCCAAUCAGCAGUGUGAAGAUCAUUAUGUAUCCACUCACAGUAUAGAACAGUCUGGUCGAUACAUUGUUCGAUUACCCUUUUCAGCAACAACGGAACAGCUAGGAAAUUCGAAGCCAGUAGCAAUACAAAUGCUGAAAUGCCUUCAACGGAAAUCUGAGAACGUUCAAACCUUUUAUCAAGCAUACUCAUCCUUCCUAAAUGAGUGCGAAACACUACAACAUAUGGUAAAAAUUCGCGAUGAAGAGACUGAGCCAGCUUCAGCCUAUUAUCUAUCUCAUCAUGGAGUAGUUCGUGACUCGGGCACAACCACCAAGUUACGAAUUGUUUUCAACGGUGCACGGCGAGUUCCAAAUGGGAUGUCGUUAAAUGAGAUCCUUCACACAGGUGUAAAGCUCCAAGUUGACCUUUUCGACGUCCUAAUAUGGUUUCGGAAACAUAGGUACAUCUUUUCAUCGAGCAUCGAAAAGAUGUACAGGCAGAUAAAGGUUCACCGAGAUGAUGGCAAGUACCAACGUAUUCUUUGGAUGGAAGGUCAACAGAUCACCACGUAUUAA
This is a messenger RNA of Belonocnema kinseyi, 1251 nucleotides long. RefSeq lists its product as uncharacterized. The record is from RefSeq and is a predicted model, not a curated record. The transcript has 3 exons. Bases 1 to 1251 code for a protein of 416 amino acids. Lineage: Eukaryota; Metazoa; Arthropoda; Insecta; Hymenoptera; Cynipidae.